Eurytemora carolleeae is the source of this 1132-nucleotide messenger RNA. RefSeq names its product neuronal acetylcholine receptor subunit alpha-6. Lineage: Eukaryota; Metazoa; Arthropoda; Copepoda; Calanoida; Temoridae. Gene Ontology annotation, molecular function: transmembrane signaling receptor activity; acetylcholine-gated monoatomic cation-selective channel activity. The coding region runs from base 63 to 779 and encodes 238 amino acids. Gene Ontology annotation, biological process: nervous system process; regulation of membrane potential; signal transduction. The transcript is spliced from 9 exons. Gene Ontology annotation, cellular component: synapse; neuron projection; postsynaptic membrane. The record is from RefSeq and is a predicted model, not a curated record.
AUUGUAGAUAAAGGAUGGGUGGACACAAAAUACAUUUAGUUUAGUUCUUUCAUCCAACAAAUAUGGAGAGAAUAUCUUUACUCCUGGUUCUUUUGUAUACUGGGCUAUGCAGCUCCAACUACAUGUCGGAGCACAGAACCUUGAUUCAGUAUUUAACUAAGCUCAAGGAAGGUGAUUAUGAUGUGAAUGCAAGACCUGUGAGAAAUGAGAGCACUCCUCUUAAACUCAAGAUUGAUCUUACUCUAACUGCAAUUCAGGAUGUGGAUGAAGCCAGCGCCGUGAUGACCAGCUCCGGAUGGAUCUCUAUGACCUGGGUUGAUGAGUAUAUCAGCUGGGAUCCCAGGGAUUUUAUGGGAUUAGAGGAAAUACGAGUUCCUACAGAUAUGUUCUGGAUUCCGGAUAUAUACCUCUUCAAUGAUGCUGAGGGAGAUUUUAACAAAAGGUUGUUGGAGAAUAAACAGAAGCUGUACAUAGAUUACAACGGAACAGUACACUGGGCUCCGGUUUUUAAAUUCAGAUCUCUGUGUGAUAUCCCUAAGCUGAAUAACUCUAUGGUAAGCUGUCCUCUGACCCUGGGCUCCUGGACCUACCCAGAGUACGUGUUCGACCUUCAGACUGAGCAAGUGAGCGCAUCCUUGACACUGUUCCACGGUAAUCCAAUGUGGGAGUUAGUAGAGGCUAAAACUAGCAGGCACUCUACUCUAUAUGAUUGCUGCCCUGAACCCUUCGUUGAUCUGAAAUAUGAUGUUAAGCUGACCAAACGUCAAACUCAAAAUUAGCUUGAUGAAUGGCGGGGGUGGGGCCGGAAAACUGAUUAUAUGGAUUGAAAUUAAGUAAAUUAAAGAAUGGGCUGCAAUUAAAAAUGAUGUUAAAUUGUAUUUCUGAUGAUCAAAUGUAGUUAAAAAAUCUAACAAUUUGAUUGUAUAGAAGUAUACACCUUCUACAGUGCUACGCUUACCCAACUAUUUGAUAUGUCAGAUAUGUUGAGAAUGAGAUCAUAAUGAUCAUAUGUUUAACACGGUUUAUACAGUGUAUAAUUGAUCAUAAAUAUGUUCCUUUUAUCAGUGUAGAAAUAUUGUAAUCUUGUAGAUUUUGUUUACUCGACUGAACAAUAAAUUCUGGCAAAAUUAUA